Molecule: messenger RNA, 1984 nt
Organism: Trifolium pratense (red clover)
Lineage: Eukaryota; Viridiplantae; Streptophyta; Magnoliopsida; Fabales; Fabaceae
Product: ubiquitin receptor RAD23c
Exons: 12
Coding region: 469-1665 (398 amino acids)
Biological process (GO): proteasome-mediated ubiquitin-dependent protein catabolic process; nucleotide-excision repair
Cellular component (GO): cytosol; nucleoplasm
Molecular function (GO): damaged DNA binding; ubiquitin binding; polyubiquitin modification-dependent protein binding
Source: RefSeq, a predicted model, not a curated record
AUAACAACAAAAAAAUGAAACACUCCUCCUCGAUUCAUUUAAACGUAAUAUCAUCGGAGAGAAUCCAAAUCCAUCUUCACUCAUCAUUAGUUACUUGUACAAAAAUUUAGCUCACUCUCCACUUUCAAUACUUAAAACUAAUCCUCAUCUUUGGACCAUACACGUUAGGCCCAAAUUCCCCAAUCCACCGUCAAGAUAAACAGUAGAAAACAAUCGAAGCGGCGCGUAUAUCCAAAUCUCUUAAUCACGCGUGUUGAUCACACCUCAACUACUACCAACAUAAAACUACUACUAGCAUAUUUUUGGGGUAUAUCUUGUUUUUAAAUCGUAGAGAGAGAUUUUGGGGUCACACUCGCUUUUCUUCCCUUUAUCUGUCGUCGUUUUGGUCUCUGCGGAUCCCAACCUCGCCGUUGCGAAUUUCGAAGCUCUUCGUUGCGGCGAUCGAAGAUUCUCAUACAAGUAACUAAGAUGAAGGUUUUCGUCAAGACUCUUAAAGGAACUCACUUCGAAAUCGAAGUCACGCCACAAGACACGAUUUCCGAUGUGAAGAAAAAUAUAGAAACUGUUCAGGGUGUAGAUGUCUAUCCUGCUGCACAGCAAAUGCUUAUUCAUCAAGGGAAAGUUCUGAAGGAUGGGACCACCUUGGAGGAAAAUAAAGUAGCUGAAAAUAGUUUCAUUGUAAUCAUGCUUUCAAAGAGUAAGCCUGCGUCCGGUGAAGGGUCUACUGCUUCAAAUGCUCCUCCAGCAAAGGCUCCACAGACAAGUGCUGCUCCUACUUCAACCCCCACAGUGUCUGUAUCUCAAGCUCCUGCUGCAACUGCGGCAACGCCUGCAUCCGUUGCUGCGCCUUCUCCAGCUCCAGCUGCUACUCCGGCUCCUAUAUCUUCAGCAACUGCUACGGAAGGUUCUGAUGUCUAUGGGCAGGCGGCAUCCAAUCUGGUUGCCGGUAGCAACUUGGAGGGAACAGUUCAACAAAUCCUAGAUAUGGGUGGAGGAAGCUGGGAUAGGGAUACUGUUAUUCGUGCUCUUCGAGCUGCCUUCAACAACCCCGAGAGAGCGGUUGAAUAUUUGUAUUCAGGUAUCCCUGAACAAGCUGAAGUUCCACCAGUGUCCCGAGUUCCUGCAAGUGCACAACCUGCGAAUCCUGAAGCUGCAGCUGCAGCUCCACAAGCAGCACAGCCUGCUCCUGUUACCUCAAGUGGACCUAAUGCUAAUCCUCUGGACCUCUUUCCCCAGGGCCUCCCAAAUAUUGGUGGUGCUGCUGGUGCCGGCUCUCUGGAUUUUCUCCGCAACAGUCAACAAUUCCAAGCAUUACGUGCUAUGGUGCAGGCAAAUCCACAAAUAUUGCAGCCCAUGCUACAGGAGCUUGGCAAACAAAAUCCUCAACUUAUGAGAUUGAUUCGAGAUCAUCAGGCUGACUUCCUUCGCCUGAUAAAUGAACCUAUGGAAGGUGGCGAAGGGAACCUAUUGGGACAGAUGGCUGCUGGCUUGCCACAACCACAAUCAGUAACUGUCACUCCCGAGGAGCGCGAAGCAAUUGAACGCCUUGAAGCAAUGGGCUUUGAUCGUGCUAUAGUAUUGGAGGUGUACUUCGCUUGCAACAAAAACGAGGAAUUGGCCGCCAACUACCUUUUAGACCACAUGCAUGAGUUCGACGAACAAUGAUCUCCUUUCGAAUAAUUUGCAAAUUAUUUUUCGUUAUCUUUUCUCUCGGUGGACCUUUUUAAAUUUUUAUACUUGGUGUUUAAUGAGGUAAUGCUUUAUAAUGACAAUAUCAAGUUGACUGUGGACAAGGGAUGUUCUUACCUUCUCAUUGCCGCCCUUUAAUUCUCCUCCCCAUCGAGGGGUCCUUCUCAGUAUUCAUAUACAUAGUCGUUUGCUUUUCUGUACUCAGUAUUCGCUUUUUGUUGUUGUUGUUGGUAACAGGUAUUGUGCAUACUUUUAACAAAGCGUAAUCGUGAACCCGUUUUUAUUCCCAAGUCUA